AGGUCACUGCUGUCACUCGGUAGCUAACCAGCCGAAGGAAGCGGAGGAGACCCAGCAGAAGAACGUGAAGAAGGAACCGGCAAGAACCAGCACCAUGUCUCUGUCUAACAAACUCACCCUGGACAAGGUGGACGUCAAGGGGAAGCGGGUCAUCAUGAGGGUCGACUUCAAUGUCCCAAUGAAGGACAAGCACAUCACAAACAACCAGAGGAUCAAGGCUGCUGUUCCCAGCAUCCAGCACUGCCUAGACAACGGGGCCAAAUCCGUAGUACUGAUGAGCCACCUGGGCCGCCCUGAUGGAAACUUUGUGCCUGAGAAAUACUCUCUGGAGCCCGUCACCGCUGAGCUCAAGACUCUUCUGGGGAGGGACGUCACCUUCCUGAAGGACUGUGUUGGUGCCGAGGUGGAGGCUGCCUGCGCCAACCCCGCCACCGGAUCUGUCAUCCUGCUGGAGAACCUCCGCUUCCACGUCGCCGAGGAGGGAAAGGGCAAGGACGCCUCUGGAAACAAGACCAAGGCCACCCAGGCAGAGAUCGACUCUUUCAGGGCGUCUCUUUCCAAACUGGGAGAUGUUUACGUCAAUGAUGCGUUCGGCACGGCUCACAGAGCCCACAGCUCCAUGGUGGGAGUGAACCUGCCUCAGAAGGCGGCCGGCUUCCUCAUGAAGAAGGAGCUGGACUAUUUUGCCAUGGCUCUGGAGAAACCUCAGAGGCCCUUCCUGGCCAUCCUCGGAGGAGCGAAGGUGAAAGAUAAGAUCCAGCUGAUCAACAACAUGUUGGAUAAGGUGGAUGAGAUGAUCAUCGGAGGCGGCAUGGCCUUCACCUUCCUCAAAGUCCUCAACAACAUGGAGAUCGGUACCUCCCUGUACGAUGGGGAGGGGGCCGGCAUCGUCAAGGACCUGAUGGCUAAAGCCGAGAAGAACAACGUCAAGAUCACGCUGCCCGUCGACUUCAUCACUGCAGACAAGUUUGACGAGAACGCUACCACUGGCACCGCCACCGUCGCUGCUGGCAUCCCCGCCGGCUGGAUGGGCUUGGACUGUGGACCAGAGAGCUCUAAGGCCUACGCCGCCGCGGUCGGCAGGGCCAAGCAGAUUGUGUGGAACGGGCCAGUUGGUGUGUUUGAAUGGGACAACUUUGCCAAAGGGACAAAGAACCUGAUGGACAAUGUGGUCGAGGUCACCAAGUCAGGCUGCGUCACAAUCAUCGGUGGAGGCGACACCGCCACCUGCUGCGCCAAGUGGAACACAGAAGAUAAGGUCAGCCACGUGAGCACAGGAGGCGGAGCCAGCCUGGAGCUGCUGGAGGGUAAAGUCCUGCCAGGUGUGGACGCACUGAGCAGCGCAUAAACUUUCCGCUGAAAAAGCCUGCUGGUUUGCUUGAAUGUGUGCGAAGUGUGUGUGAGAGUUGAGUAGCUACUCUUGUUUACUCCUGAAACCUUAAAAAACAGCACAUCUGCUUUAACAGCCGUUUAAUCUUCUAUUCAGUCUGUUUUUAAAGGAGAUUCUGUUAGUUCUGCCUUACUUCAACAAGUUGAGGAAAAUCUUCAAGUCAAACUGCUGGAAAUAGGAGUCAUUAGAUGAAACGACUUGUUAAGGAUGGAGUUUGUUGUUGAAUCCUCCUGUCGACCUGCUGAGUAAACCGCUGUGUAAUCUGGCUCUUCACCUCUUCAACACUGGCUCUUGUGUGAAUGUGUCCGUUUGUUUUGUGUCACUUUUACACAACCACGAUGGGAAAGAUCAACGCACCACCCUCAGUGUGUAUACAUACAGUAUAUAUGCAUAUAUAUAUAUAUAUAAAGGAACGGUUUAUGUUGUGUGUGUGUGCGUGUGUGUGUGUACGUAGACGUUAUGUCUUUAAAUCAUGUCAUUGGUUUCUGAGCGGCUCCAGACAGGGAUGUGUUGUCGAUGUCAGCUGAUCCGAUCCGAUUAAUAAAACCGUCUCUGUAAAAACUUUAA
This is a messenger RNA of Centropristis striata (black sea bass), 1957 nucleotides long. RefSeq names its product phosphoglycerate kinase 1 (gene pgk1). Gene Ontology annotation, cellular component: cytosol. Bases 95 to 1348 code for a protein of 417 amino acids. Gene Ontology annotation, molecular function: ADP binding; ATP binding; phosphoglycerate kinase activity. The record is from RefSeq and is a predicted model, not a curated record. The transcript is spliced from 11 exons. Gene Ontology annotation, biological process: glycolytic process; gluconeogenesis. Lineage: Eukaryota; Metazoa; Chordata; Actinopteri; Perciformes; Serranidae.